AUGAAGGCCCCCAGAACGCUGGCGAGUGUGCCUGCCGUGCUCAGCCCCGUCUUGCAGAAAAGGGACCCGAGGCUCCACGGCUUGAGAAACUUGCUGAGGGCCGCCCCGCCAGCAAGUCUGCUGUCCGAGCUGAAACUGGCUGUGCCCUGGGGCCACAUUGCCACCAAAACCUGGGGCUCCCUGAAAGGCCACCCUGUUCUCUGCCUGCACGGCUGGCUGGACAACGCCAACUCCUUCGACAGACUUAUCCCCCUUCUCCCACAGAACUUCUACUACGUAGCCAUGGAUUUUGGGGGCCACGGACUCUCCUCCCAUUAUGCCCCUGGCGUCCCAUAUUACUACCAAAACUUUGUGAAUGAGGUCCGCAGGGUCUCCGCAGCCUUGAAGUGGAAUCGCUUUUCUCUCAUGGGGCACAGUUUUGGUGGCACUGUGGCAGGGAUGUUCUCUUGUGUCUUCCCUGAGAUGGUGGACAAGCUCAUCCUCCUGGAAUCUGUGCCCUUCAUCCUGGACAUAAAUGAAAUUAACAACAUGCUGACGUACAGACGGAGAGCCAUCGAGCACGUGCUGCAGCUGGAGACCAACCAGAAGCCCUCCAUGGUGAUCAGCCCCGAGGAGAUGCUGCAGGGGCUCCUGAAGAACAACACCCAUGUGGGAGAGGAGUGUGGGAAGCUGCUUCUGCAGAGGGGAACCAGCCAGGUAGCCUCAGGUCUGGUGCUGAACCGGGACCGGAGGAUCGCAUGGCCAGAGCUCGGCUUCGACUACCUCAGCAGGGAGCUGGCGCAGCUCGUCAUCCACAAGCUGCAGGCCCACGUCCUGUUGAUCAAAGCAACCCAAGGCUUUAGCAGUGUGAGGAGGGAGGACAUGGACAUGGAGCCCCUGCUUUUCACGAUCAACUUGCUUCGGACAGUGCUGAAGGAGCGGUUCCAGAUUGUGGAAACCCCCGGCAACCACUACGUCCACAUGAACAAGCCCCAGAAGGUGGCAGAGAUCGUGGGUGCCUUCCUACAGGCCCAGGAGGUGGCCCCGGCCUCCUGAGCCCCAGCCGGGCCGUGGUCGAGCCAGCACUGCGUCUGGCACGUGCAGCUCAGGUGACGAAGCAGCCCAGGUGCACCAGUGGAGUCAGGCCUAGCUGUGACACGGACUUCAGUGGGGGACAUGGAGACCAGAUCUGGGCUUCUGCUGCCCAGCAGGCUGGGAAUAAAUAAACUGGUGUCCAUACUG
This is a messenger RNA of Echinops telfairi (small Madagascar hedgehog), 1221 nucleotides long. It is a transcript of the gene SERHL2, whose product is annotated as serine hydrolase like 2. The record is from RefSeq and is a predicted model, not a curated record. NCBI's taxonomy places the organism in Eukaryota, Metazoa, Chordata, Mammalia, Afrosoricida, Tenrecidae. The transcript has 12 exons. The coding region runs from base 1 to 1035 and encodes 344 amino acids.